Molecule: messenger RNA, 2399 nt
Organism: Parasteatoda tepidariorum (common house spider)
Lineage: Eukaryota; Metazoa; Arthropoda; Arachnida; Araneae; Theridiidae
Source: RefSeq, a predicted model, not a curated record
UAUGGUUCUAUGACAGUUUUAAUCCGUCAUAAUAUGGAAGUUUUAUAACAUUUCGAUUGAUACAUGAGUUCUUACUUUUAUAUUAGCUAACUUAGUAAAAAAUUGUUUGUUAAAAUUGCUCAUUUUAAUUCAGCAAUUUCGUAGAUAAUAUUGUUGCUACAAAUCAAUUUUCAUGGCCCAAAGUUCAACAUUCCCAAGCCAUGUUGCUGAAAAUACAUUUAAAUUUCCCCCUUGGACAGUCAUAGUAAGAAAAAGUCAUAUUUUGCAGUCCAGAUGUACGAAUGUCCCAAAUUGUCAUAUGCAGCUUAACGAUACUUUUUCAAAAAGCAAUUUAUGUGACUUUUGUCUAUAUGAAAAGGAAUUAGAUCUUCCACAACUGCCUGAAAUGACUUUCGCCGGCAAUCUAUUGCAUGUAGAACAUUCAAAAGAGUUGGGUAUUGAAUUUAAUGCUUUAAGUGCAUUACAGUUAGUUGACAGUAAAUUUGACAGUAUGAAAGUUGCUGUAGCUGAAGCUUGGCAAGAGUUACACCAACAGAUGAACGUAUUAAUAUUGAAAAAUUAAAAGUCAAGGAAAAAAUACUGUUUUAUGAAGAUGUAAUGCUAUUUGAGGAUGAACUCGCUGAUAAUGGAACAGCUCAUUGCUCUGUCAAAAUCCGAAUCAUGCCUGAUUGCUUCUUUAUUUUGAUGAGGUACUUCCUUCGAGUUGACAAUUUGUUAGUUCGAAUUAUUGACACCCGAAUAUUUCAUGAAGUUGGAAAAAGUUACAUCUUACAAGAACAUGUCACAAAAGAAAGCAAAGUAAAAGAGUUAAAGGUUGAUGUAUCAUUGUUGAGAAACCCACAACUUCUUUGGGAUCAUUUACCAACAGUUGAUUUUCAGUACGAAAAGAUCCAAUUUUAACUUUAUUUUGUUUAUAAUCAUGUAUAUAUAUGCCAUCAACUGGUUUAUAAGCAUUUUCAAUCUUAUACCUCAUGCAUACAAAAAAAUUUAUUCUAUUAAAAAUUCAUUUAUACUCAUUUUUUUUAAGUCUAAAGUGAAAGUAUUUACAUAAUUAAAUAGCUAAUAGAUUUCAUGACAUGAUUUUUUGUAAUAAAUUUUUUUAGAAACUUUUUUGAGAAUUUUAAUUACCUAAUGUAAAAAUCUAAUAAAUAGUCGAAAUAAUUUUACUGUAGAAAUUAAAAUAAUAAUAAGAAAUUAAAAUAAUAGUUAAUAGUUCUCAUUGAAUAAAAUCUUAAAGUGUUUUACUGAUACUCAUAUUGUUCCAACCGAAACAUUUCAAUGUAUUAGAAAAUAGGUUAUUAAACUAUUAUAACGUUUUAUUUUUAAAGCAAAUUGUACUUAUUGUUUUUUUUUCUCUCUCUCUACAAAUUUUAGAACACUUUUAGUAAUUUACUAUGAUAAACAGAAAUAAGUUUUUGAUUAUUAACUAAUUCUUAAUAUUGAGAAAUAAAUUUAAUAAUUUUUUUUAUUUUAAAUGUAUUUAAUGCGUAUUAAAAAGGAGAAACCUUUCAAUAAAUUUCGUUUCUUUUAUUUGACUCAAGUAUCUGCUGUUAUAUAUAUGUGUGUGUAUAAUGCAGUAAGUGGAUCUGCUAAAACAAAAAGUUUUAAUAGAUAAAAUUACUAAACAUAAAAAUAAAUCAACAUUUUCAGUCAAAAACAGAAUUUAUUUAUUUUUGCAAUUCAGUUCCUUUCUCUUUCACAUAAUCUUCAUACAUUUUUUUAACUUCUUCCAGUUUGCUUUCAAAGUCCAUAUUUUCAAUCAUGCUGACUAACUCAAUAUUUGCUACAGCACUCUCCACUUUAAAAGCAAAGGAGAAAAAAUAAGUCUAUUUCGUUUUUCAAAGUGUCUUAAAUUUUUUUCUAAUUUUUUUUUUUAAAUAUCUCAUUGAUUAUUAAUUUAAAUUUGAAAGUUUUUCUUUGCACCAUAUGAGUUAUUGCAUGAUAACAGAAAAAAACAUUGAACUAAUUCGUCAUAUAAUGAGUUAAUUUGAAACUUUAUUUUAUGGUCGAAUAAAAUUUUAGUUUUUGUUAUAUUUUGAUAGGGAUGUAUGAAUUAUAUUUUUCAAAUAACAGUGAAAAAAAUUAUUGCGAUUAAAUUGUUUAUUUAUUGUUUUUGUUUUGAAAGAAUGAAAGGAAAUUUUGUCUUGCAAAAUGUAACAAAAACAAUGUUAAGCUAUCUAAGUGUCUAAAGAUUAAAUAUAUGGUUUUAAUCAGCUAUUCUUAAAAAUGAAAUGCAUAUUAAAAUUCAUCUAUGAGCAAAAUAAUUCUGAAUCCUAUUAAAUUUAUCACACAAACAUUACAUUGUUGUAUCAUAUUGCUGCUACCCUAUUCUUGUUAUUUUAUUGAAUUUUACUGUAAAAUUAAUAGAAAGCAAUAAAUAAAAACAUUUUGUAUCAAAA